Messenger RNA from Pelodiscus sinensis (Chinese soft-shelled turtle), 1888 nucleotides. It is a transcript of the gene SLC35F4, whose product is annotated as solute carrier family 35 member F4. NCBI's taxonomy places the organism in Eukaryota, Metazoa, Chordata, Testudines, Trionychidae. Gene Ontology annotation, cellular component: membrane. The record is from RefSeq and is a predicted model, not a curated record.
UUGAACUGGGGAGCAAAAGCAAUGCAGAGGCUAAAGACGAAGUGAGUGCACGGCUUACGCGAACAAUUUUAAAGGAUGAAGAAACAUUCAGCGAGAGUGGCACCUUUAGCAUCUUACAGUGUCUCUGAAUUAAAUUCAGCAAUACCGGAUGGUGCCUCACGAUCAUCGGUCACCCGAUGCAAGCCGGGAGUCAACUGCCCCAGCACGCGCAGCGGCAUCAGUAGGCAGCUCUCCCCUUUAUCUGCUGUGGAAGACUCUUCUGCUCCCAUUCUUGAGCUGCAGAGUCGAAGCCCCUCUGGAGUCUGCCGGCACAGCAGAGUCGAGGGGCAGAUCCGAUCAGGAGAAGAAGGGACACAAAACAACACCGAGAACAACAGCCAAGAAAACCAAGCACAGACCCGGUGUCAAUCUUGUACAUCUACAUUUCUUAAGGUUGUCUGGGGAUUUCUAAUAAUCUUGUCAGUCUCCUCCUCUUGGGUUGGAACCACACAGAUUGUGAAAAUCACAUAUAAGAACUUUGAUUACCCAUUUUUCAUGACUUGGUUUUCAACAAACUGGAACAUUUUGUUUUUCCCCGUUUAUUAUUCUGGGCACCUUGCAACUGCACAGGAAAAGCAGUCUCCCAUCAAAAAAUUCAGGGAAUGCAGUCGGAUUUUUGGUGAAGAUGGUCUGACGUUGAAACUCUUUCUUAAAAGGACUGCUCCCUUUUCUAUUCUGUGGACUUUGACUAAUUACCUGUAUUUACUGGCUUUAAAGAAGCUGACAGCCACAGACGUCUCUGCCCUGUUCUGUUGUAACAAAGCAUUUGUCUUCUUGCUUUCUUGGAUUGUGCUGAAAGACAGGUUCAUGGGCGUAAGGAUAGUUGCAGCAAUAAUGGCAAUCACAGGAAUUGUUAUGAUGGCAUAUGCAGAUGGUUUCCAUGGUGAUUCAAUUAUCGGGGUAGCAUAUGCUGUUGGAUCUGCAUCUACAUCUGCACUCUAUAAGGUCCUGUUCAAGAUGUUUCUUGGAAGUGCGAACUUCGGGGAAGCUGCUCAUUUCGUUUCGACUCUGGGCUUCUUCAAUUUAAUUUUCAUCUCGUUUACCCCGAUCAUACUGUAUUUUACCAAAGUGGAGUACUGGUCUCCCUUCUCUGCCGUGCCGUGGGGUUAUCUGUGCGGAGUGGCUGGCCUCUGGUUAGCAUUUAACGUAUUGGUGAAUGUUGGAGUUGUGCUGACGUACCCCAUCCUAAUUUCCAUCGGGACCGUGCUCAGUGUUCCUGGAAAUGCAGCUGUGGAUCUCCUAAAACAUGAGGUGAUCUUCAGUGUGGUACGGUUGGGUGCGACCAUCAUCAUCUGCACUGGGUUUUUGCUAAUGCUGCUGCCCGAAGAAUGGGAUGAAAUCACCCUGCGAUUCAUCAACAGCUUAAAGGAAAAGAAAAGUGAAGACCACGCAGAAGACAUCACAGACUCCAGUGUGCAUACAAGGAGUAGAAGUAGAGCCAAUGGGACAGUGUCUAUACCACUGGCUUAAAGCUGGUGACUAUUUAAUUGCACGUGAAUGUAUAUUCUGUGAAUAUAAUUUAAUUUUCUCACUACUUGUAUGCUAAAAUGACAGUAAUACUCUGAACUGGGGAUGAAUUAUAAAAUAAAUGAUAAACACAUCAAUAAUAAAUGUUUACAUUUAUACACUUACAAAGGAACAGGUGUAAAUAACCACAAUAAAUUGUUUUGUAAAGAAACGUUAAUCUACAUACUAUUUAGUUGCCUUUUUUAAAAAAAACCAUUUCCGCUGUGCAACUUCACAGCUGUGCUUUUGUUAGCAAAAAGGGGAGGGGUAAAGCCUUCAAAGGCUUGAUUUGUAUGUUUGUUUAGUUCCAGCCUGCAUCUGUAUCAAAAGUUAUUAGACAUGC